Molecule: messenger RNA, 2094 nt
Organism: Naegleria lovaniensis
Lineage: Eukaryota; Heterolobosea; Eutetramitea; Acrasida; Naegleriidae
Exons: 1
Coding region: 1-2094 (697 amino acids)
Source: RefSeq, a predicted model, not a curated record
AUGUCCUCGGGCAACUCCACCACAAACAAUUCUUCCAUCAUUUGCGAUCCCUUUCUCUUCUCACUUGGCAAUUUCUCUACUGAAAGCUCCCCUUCAUCAACUUAUGGCGUAUGCCCAGAUGCUCUCACAACACCAAUAUUUUCAGGUCUUUUCAUUGGUCUCUAUCUUGUGCUUUAUCUCGUCAACACUCUUGGCAUCAUCAAAUUCCGAAAGAAGGGUCGCAUCAAAUCGAGGGAUCCUCUCUACUUGUUUGUGUGCAUGUGUGUCCAUGCCGUAUUCAUUGUUGGAUUUUUACUGAGAUUUACCGUCGGACGAAAGCUCUUUCCGUGUGCACUCUAUACCUUGCUCUACUUCUUGCUGCCAGCUGCUGUUUCAUUGCCAACCACGUUGAGAUGUAUUCGGAUUUAUACCAUGUAUCGAUUGAAUUUGUUCAAAACUAAAAUCUUUGAUAUCGAUCAUGAAGCGGAUAAGAAUAGGAACAAUGUCGGUAAUUUGAUAAAUAUUGGCAACAACAAGCCAACGGGCAUGGAUCAAGAACUUCAAAUCAAACCAGAGAUGGUCACGGUUAAUACACCAACAACAAAUCAUGACGAGUCAUCGAUCCUAGUAGAAGAAGUGAAUCGUCAUCAUGAUGGUGGUGCAUCACCUGCCCUAACCUUAACGAGUGAUGACAAUCUUGUUGCUCAGCCUCUCCAAGAAGAGCAGCAAGGUCAACAACAACCAUCCUCUGAAAUUGUGCUUCCAAUUGCAGAUGUAACUUCUGAUUCAAGUAUCCAACAUGAUACAACCACAACCACAAUGACUGACGAUAAGGCUCUUCCAAACAAUACUACAACCUAUAUUGAGAGUCCCAUGAACAUCAUUAGUCGACAGCUGCAAGCCAUCGACCCCUCCUCUCUAAUCACCAAUACAGAUCCUACCGAUUCCAAUGAUGAUGAAUUUACUUUCACCUUAAACUCAAAAUCCGUAUGGGACAUUUCAGAUUCAAAUGAACAAGUCAGAGCACAAAUUCGCACCAUGCAAAUCCUUUCCUUUCUCUCCAGUUACAAAUUCAUGAUCAUUUCCUAUUCGGCCUUAAUAGUCUUUCAAAUCAUCUUGUGGCUGCUUUUCGGAGCUAUUGAGGAAAUUAUAUUUGCUGUUUCUUCAUCCCAGCAAGAAAAUAAGAGAGCCUUCUUACUAGAGGGAGGUCUCUUUGUAUUCAAUCAUGGUUGUGCUCUCUCCACUAAUUUUGUCAUUAUAUUUGCCUGUGUUUCCAUCUUGUAUAUCAUUCUGGAAAUUAUUGCCUUGAUUCUGUGUUUUCGAGCAGAUCGGGAUACCUGGAACAUGAAACGAGAUACCAUUCUCCUAGUUAUUCUUCAAGUGAUUUGUGUGGUAUUAUUUGCCAUUGCCGGUAAUGUAGAAUUCAUUGUCAUUCUCACCGAUUACAUUGUGCCAUAUGGCUACACACUCGUCUUGUAUACAUUUUUUGAAAUUGGAAUUUAUACAUCUAUUCCGUUAUUGAAGACACUGAUGGAAGCCAUUCGACCACCAUCCACCAGUCAUAAUAAGCGUGAUCAACAUGAAACUGGAACACAGAAAGGCGUGAUGAAAAAUUUGUGGUGGUCGAGAAGAAACAUGGAUCAAAUUCAUUCACCUGCCUCAAGUCCAAGCACCACUACUUUAUAUUUAAAUAAGGCAAUAUCCAUUCAUCAACAGCAACAACAACAACAACAUCAGUCUGAAAUUGAGAGAAUUCUCUUGAAUAAGAGAACAUUUGACAUCAUGUUGGACUUUGCACGACGCUCGUACUGUGUUGAGAGUGUAUUGGCUUGGAGAGACAUUCGAAGAUUUAAAUCCAGUCGGUUGCAUAAGAGAAAAAUAGCUCAACACGUUGUAAAUACCUAUCUCACGAUUGGAAGUCCUUUUGAAUUGAAUAUUUCAAAUAUUGUUAAAAAGAGAGAGGACUAUAUGAAUGUGCUGAAUAGUGAUGCAAAAAUUACAUCAUCGUUCUUUGAUAAGCUUGAAGAACAUUGUUUGUAUGAUAUGAGAGAUGUAUUUACAAGGUUGAGAAAUUCAAAUAAGGAAAUUGAUGACUUGGUGUAUUCAUUCGAGUAA